CCAAAAUUUUGACUAACUUUUUGAUGAUAAUCAAGUGGGUGCAAUACGUGUGAUCGUUUGUGAAACUGUCAUAUCAUCGGAAGAUAUACAUAGACGCAUAUAUAAUAAGAAGGCUUGUAGAUCAGAAAGAACUACGUGUCCAGGCUUGAGAGGAUCGAGUUCACCAUCUGAUCAGUUCCAAAUAUGGUUGAUGAACCAGAUCGAUUGCUUCCAAUUGCCAACGUGGGUCGGAUUAUGAAACAAAUCCUGCCACCAAGUGCCAAGAUUUCAAAAGAGGCUAAACAAACAAUGCAAGAUUGCGCAACUGAGUUUAUAAGCUUUGUCACUGGGGAGGCAUCUGACAAGUGUCACAAAGAGAAUCGCAAAACUGUGAACGGAGAUGACAUCUGUUGGGCUUUGGGUGCUCUAGGGUUAGACAACUAUGCUGAGGCUAUAGUAAGGUAUUUACAUAAAUAUAGGGAGGCUGAAAGGGAGAAAGCAAGCAGCCGAAACAAAGCAACCUGCCGAAGCUCUCCUGAAAAAGAUGAAAAAUCAUCAGAGGAUAAAAGUGGCCAACCACCUCAACAAACUGAAGCUCCAACUGCAAGACUAGCCAGCUAGAGUUUAGUGUUAACAAGGGAGACAAGUCUUGAACAUAUAUAGUAUUAUUGUCUGGUUCUUGGUGAAGAUUUUGCCAUUUGAAUUGAGCUAUGGUGAAUUGGUGAGAUUUGAAUGAGCAAGAUUCAAGGACAGGUUGUAAUCAAUAGUAAAAGAUUUCGAUCUCUCUAGCUAUGAUUGUGUGAACUAAGUAGUCACUAUAC
Durio zibethinus is the source of this 800-nucleotide messenger RNA. The record is from RefSeq and is a predicted model, not a curated record. Lineage: Eukaryota; Viridiplantae; Streptophyta; Magnoliopsida; Malvales; Malvaceae.